Bathycoccus prasinos is the source of this 2151-nucleotide messenger RNA. RefSeq names its product tRNA uridine 5-carboxymethylaminomethyl modification enzyme GidA. Bases 1 to 2151 code for a protein of 716 amino acids. Gene Ontology annotation, biological process: tRNA wobble uridine modification; tRNA methylation. The transcript has a single exon. Gene Ontology annotation, molecular function: flavin adenine dinucleotide binding. NCBI's taxonomy places the organism in Eukaryota, Viridiplantae, Chlorophyta, Mamiellophyceae, Mamiellales, Bathycoccaceae. The record is from RefSeq and is a predicted model, not a curated record.
AUGAUGAUGUCAUCCUCAAUAUCAUCGUCGACGACUCAAAAGCAUCAGCAGCACACCACUCGACUGCUUUCAUCCUCGUUAUCUUCUUCUUCUUCUUCUUCUUCUUCUGGCGGCUUCCGUCGUCGUCUUUUUUUAUCUGAUGGGAGCCGACGGCGCAAAACCAACAACAACAUCACGACGACUUUGAAAGCGUCGUAUCCCUCUUCGUCCGUAUCCUCGAGUAGUUUCGUGGAUACUUCGGACGCGGAGAACUACGACGUCAUCGUCGUUGGCGCCGGGCACGCCGGGUGCGAAGCCGCGCUGGCGAGCGCACGCGUUGGCGCGCGAACACUUCUGUUGACGUUGUCGCUCGAUAAAAUAGCGUGGCAACCGUGUAACCCGGCGAUAGGCGGACCGGCGAAAUCGCAAGUCGUGCACGAGAUAGACGCGUUAGGUGGGAGCAUGGGGAAGAUUGCAGAUAAGACGUACUUGCAAAAGCGAGUGUUGAAUUCCAGUCGAGGCCCAGCCGUGUGGGCGCUUCGAGCGCAGACGGAUAAGUGGGAAUACAGCAACGCCAUGCGAGAAGAAGUGGAGAGCAACGAGAGAGUGUUCAUUCGGGAAGGGAUGGUGACUGAAUUGAUGGUGAACUCAAACGACGAGUGCGUUGGCGUUGAGACGCACUUUGGGAUGCAGUUUCACUCGAAAGCGGUGGUGUUGACGACUGGAACGUUUAUGAACGGUAAGAUUUGGGUCGGGAGGAAAACGAUCGACGCCGGACGAGCCGGGGAAGGCAGUUCGGUUGGAUUGACCGAGCACUUGAUUAAUCUGGGAUUUGAAACUGAUCGAUUGAAAACCGGGACGCCGGCGAGAGUGGACGCGAGGACGAUUGAUUACACCAAGUGCGAGGAACAAAAAGGCGACGAGGACGCCAAGUUUUUUUCCUUCGAUCCGAGGAAUCAUUUGGUCAUUCCGCAAAUGUCCUGUUAUCUAACCAGAACGACGCUGAAAACGCACGAAAUUAUUCGCCAAAAUUUACACGAGACGCCGACAUACGGCGGGUGGGCAAGCUCGAAAGGACCGAGGUAUUGUCCUUCCAUUGAAGAUAAAAUUGUAAAGUUUGCGGAGAAGGAGUCGCACCAAAUUUUCCUCGAACCGGAAGGUAGGAAAGCGCCUGAAAUUUACGUUCAGGGGUUUUCCACUGGGUUACCGGAGCGAUUACAGUUGGAAUUAUUGAGAACGUUACCAGGAUUAGAGAACGCAACGAUGAUGCGUCCGGCAUACGCGGUGGAGUACGAUUACUUACCGGCGCAUCAAUGCACGAGAGAUUUACAGACGAAAAAAAUCGCCAACCUGUUCUUCUCUGGACAAAUCAACGGCACGACCGGGUACGAAGAAGCCGCCGGGCAAGGUUUAGUCGCGGGUGCAAAUGCAGCGGCGAAAGCGUUGGGAACGAAACCAUUAAUUUUGGAAAGAGAAGGCAGUUAUCUCGGGACAUUGAUUGACGAUUUAGUGACGAAAGAUUUGCGCGAACCGUACAGAAUGUUAACGUCCAGAUCGGAAUACAGAUUAGCCUUACGAAGCGAUAAUGCGGACGCGCGAUUAACACCCAUAGGAAAAGAGUGUAACUUAAUCGACGACGAGCGCUUCAAAAUGUUCGAAGAUAAAAGGGAUACGAUUGAAAACGAGUUGGCGAGAUUGAAAAAAUUUCGAUUGAAAGAGUCCUCUCCGCUCGUCGCCGCUGCGUUGGAACAAUCCAAAAAUCUCGGCGCGGGCGGGAAGCAGUCGUUCACGUUGGAAGAGCUUUUGAGAAGACCAGGCGUCACGUACGACAAGUUUGUCGAAUACAAACGAGACGCUGGAAUCGACGAGAUUCCGAGACCUCUGACAAAAUGGGAAGCCGAGUGCGUGGAAAUUCGCGUCAAAUUCGCCGGUUUCAUCCAAAGACAAAAAGUACAAAUCGACCGAGACUUGAGCAAACACGGGAAAGAAAUUCCAUCGGAAAUCGAUUACAAGGACAUCCCGAUGAGGUUAGAAGCGAGAGAAAAGCUCGAAAAAGUGCGUCCGUCGACGAUUGGCCAAGCCAGUCGCGUCGGAGGCGUCACGCCGGCUGAUAUUAACAGUCUCUUGAUCCACAUGGAAGUCUUACAUCGUGAGAAAGAAAAAGCUCCAUAA